Molecule: messenger RNA, 600 nt
Organism: Impatiens glandulifera
Lineage: Eukaryota; Viridiplantae; Streptophyta; Magnoliopsida; Ericales; Balsaminaceae
Exons: 2
Coding region: 103-471 (122 amino acids)
Source: RefSeq, a predicted model, not a curated record
UGUUGAAAUGACAGCAGCAGCAGCUCCAUUAUCAUCUUCAUCUUCUUCUUCAGGUUGAUUCAAAAGUAGCAGCCGAAACCAGAAUGGUUCCAUUUCUUCUCCAUGGUUGAUUCAAAUCAUUCGCCAAUAUUCUCAGUGGAGUGCAGUAUAGAUUCGUCCCUUGCCGAGGAGCUAAAGGCCAUUCGCGAGAAGCUGAAACGACUGAGAUUGGAGAAACAGAAGACCACGAAGCUACUUGAUGACAGAGAUUUCAUACUCGAUAAGAACAUGAAGGAGAUUAAUAACAGAGGCCAAACCCAGAAGAUGCUUCAAAUGGAACUAGAUCGACUCUGCCGACUCAACCAAUUCCAAAUCUCUUCCAUGAAAAUGUCACCAAUCAAGUCCUUGAGAGAAGAGAAUCAAGGAGGAGUUAUAAGGAAGAUCAACUUUCAAGAUCAACAAUCAGAUACUUCAGCUUCUAUUCAUAAAUGAAGGUCUCACCAAUUUGUGAUCAUGAAUAUUGGCCUCUGUUUUGAUAAUUAUAUAUGAGCUUUAAGCAAUAUGUCUGUUUAUAUUGGUAUAAUAUUAAUAAAUGAAAGAACUUCUUUUGAAUCAUCAACU